GUACUGUAGGCCCCACAUACUUUUGGAACAUACGCAGGAAAUGCUCAGAAAGUCAGAAAGUGCAAUUUCCGGAACCUUUGGACCUGAAUUGUUAUUGUAGUCAUCUGUUGAGUGAUCAUCAUAAUAGCUAUUUGCGACGUCCUAGUCGUAUUCUGCAUUUGGUUCGGCAUCCACCCGUGCAGCUGUUAGUCGCGUGUGGCGUGUUUCUCGUUUGUCCUCUGUUGGGCGCAACGCGAAGACAAUACUUGACCGAAUCUAAUCUUUGUGCUGGACUUGGAGCCUGAUUUUCAUUACUAGGUCGGGGGGGCGUUUCUAUGCUUCAGAAUGUGGGGCAUUUGCAGCAGAAUGGUAAAGGUGGGGAUGGCGAAACCCUGUGGCUUGGUCAAACCCUGCCACUUGGUGAAGCCAGUUUCAGCAACCCGGAUCACCGGGAGGUACUCGACCCACCAGAAGGGGUUGCCCAAUCUGCCUGUCCCCCCUCUACAGCAGACCCUUGAGCGCUACGUCACAGCCCUGGAGCCCAUCAUGGAGGCGGAAGAGCUGACGCACACGAAGGAACUCGUCGAUGACUUCCAGAAACCUGGAGGGGUUGGAGAAAGACUGCAGAGAGGCCUGGAAAAGAGAGCACACAACACAGAGAACUGGUUGUCAGAUUGGUGGGUGCAGGUCGCUUACCUUAACUACCGUUUGCCUGUGGUGAUCCAUUCAAGUCCAGGGUUGGUUUUGCCUCGAAUGAACUUCAAUGACAAGCAGGGACAAAUAAGGUUUGCUGCUAAGCUGAUUGCAGGUGUUGUGGAUUUCAAGACAAUGAUUGACAAUGAGACCAUACCUGUGGAGUACCUGGGAGGGAAGCCACUGUGUAUGAAUCAGUACUAUGAAGUGCUAUCGUCCUGCCGCAUCCCGGGUGUGAAGAGGGAUGCUGUGGUGAACCAUGCGAGAAGCUCCAGUCCCCCUAAACACAUCACUGUUGUACAUAAUUUUCAGUUUUUCGUGCUGGACGUGUACAACAGCGAUGGGACGCCACUGACAGUUGAACAGCUCUAUGUUCAGCUCGAGCGGAUCUGCAGCGCCUCCCGACAGACUAACACGGAGCCUGUGGGCAUCCUCACCACCCAACAUCGUGACACCUGGGGCAAGACCUAUAUUAACCUCAUUAAGGAUCGAACCAACAAAGAAUCCGUGUUGGCCAUUCAAAGAAGCAUAUUCACUUUGUGUUUGGAUGGGCCGAUGCCUCGAGUGCCAGAGGAUGCGUAUCGCAGCUGUGCGGCAGUGCAGAUGUUGCAUGGAGGAGGGAGUCUGUGGAACAGCGGCAACCGCUGGUUUGACAAGACACUGCAGUUCAUUAUUGGGGAAGAUGGGACAUGUGGUGCCAACUAUGAGCAUGCCCCAGCAGAGGGCCCACCCAUUGUAGCCCUGAUUGACCAUGUUGUGGAAUACACGAGGAAGCAGGAGAUGGUUCAUUCUACCACAGUGCCUUUGCCUAUGCCCAAAAAGAUGCACUUUAACAUCACACCUGAGAUCAAGAGGGACAUUGAAGAGGCCAAACAGAGCAUGAAUGUACUGGCUGAUGACCUGCAUAUGAGGGUUUUUGUGUUCAACCACUUUGGGAAAAAUGUAGCAAAAGCUCACAAGAUGAGCCCUGAUGCAUUUAUACAGGUGGCAUUACAACUGGCUUACUACAGGAUGUAUCAGCAAUGUUGUGCGACAUAUGAAAGCGCCUCCCUGCGUAUGUUUAGACUUGGUCGCACUGAUACAAUCCGAUCAACCUCGAGUGCCUCUGCUGCUUUUGUAAGGUCUUUUGAUGAUCCAGACAGACAGAACACAGAGAAGGUGGAUCUCAUGGAGAAAGCUGUAAAAGCACACAGGUCAUAUACAAACAUGGCAAUCAGUGGUCAAGCCAUUGACCGACAUCUACUGGGUCUGAAGAUGCAGGCUGCUGAAGAAAAGAUCUCAGUUCCUGAUGUCUUCAAAGAUCAGUCCUAUGCCAAAGCUUUAAACUUCCGCUUAUCUACAAGUCAGGUACCAUCCAAGACUGACUGCGUCAUGUGCUUUGGCCCUGUUGUACCUAAUGGAUACGGCGUCUGCUACAAUCCCAUGAACGACCACAUCAACUUUGCGGUAUCAUCUUUCAGUGGGUGUAAAGAAACGAAUGCUGCGGAUCUGGCUCGAGCUGUGGAGAAUGCACUUCUUGACAUGAGGACACUGCUGGAACAGACUCCACGAGCUAAACUGUGACGCCUGCUCUGGAUCGCUUGGUAGAGCAGGUUUAGUGACCACUUGAACGUAAUAGGCCUCAUUUCACGGGUCUUAUUAAAGUACACAUUUUGUAGACAUGUUCUUCAGCAUAUGCUGAACUUAGUCCAUAGCCUUAAAAAUAUCAGUCAGAUCGUUGUUGGUGCUUAAAAAAAAAAUUAAAUUCAGGAAUUUACCUGUAGUUUGGCUGUUAACUCAAUGUGGAAAUGCAGUCAACCAUGGAGUGGUAAACUCAAUUUAGUGAGAUGUUAUAAUGCCUGAAAACAUUAAAUUAAAUAGAAAACCCACUACUUUGUGUCCUAUGCAGAUAAUUUGUGCUCUCGUGGUCAAAUUUGUUGUUUUCCGUUUCCCCACUAAGGUAGAAUAUUUUAUUGUCCUUGCCUGUUUUAAGACUGUGCCUUCACUUUCGUUGUCACUUGACAAUGUGGCUUAUGUGCCAUGGAUUUUUACUUUGAAUGGUCAGCUAGCAUUUUUUAUGUACAAGAUGGGAGGUGUCGUGCAUUGAAUACAAUUGUGUGUUUCUUUGACAAAUUGUAUGAUCAAGAGUUCAACUCAAAUAAAAUAUUUAAUGACCAUUUUCUAUUGUUUUGAAGGAACUUGGUUAGGUAUGCAUGUAUGUAAGUAUUUGUAUAGUAUGGU
Messenger RNA from Phycodurus eques (leafy seadragon), 2892 nucleotides. RefSeq names its product carnitine O-acetyltransferase a (gene crata). The transcript is spliced from 14 exons. Lineage: Eukaryota; Metazoa; Chordata; Actinopteri; Syngnathiformes; Syngnathidae. Gene Ontology annotation, biological process: carnitine metabolic process, CoA-linked. Gene Ontology annotation, molecular function: carnitine O-acetyltransferase activity. The coding region runs from base 325 to 2235 and encodes 636 amino acids. Gene Ontology annotation, cellular component: peroxisome. The record is from RefSeq and is a predicted model, not a curated record.